UGUUAUUCCGAAUUCAAACGGGGACAGUCGUUUUUGUUUGCCCGCUAUAAUUGGAUUAGGUUUUUGUUUAUACUAAAAAAUGAAUGGCGUGCAAAGGACAUUGGCUUAGUACACCAAAACAUCGUUAGAUUAGAAUCGGAUUUUUGUUUUUAAAUUCGUGCCAAAGCAGCUGCAUUGUUCGUGCACAUUUUCUUUGUAAUAUAAUUACGAUCUUCAUGCUUGAUUAACUAACUUGUGAUGCAGUGAUAGCAUUUAUAUACGUCGGGAUUUACGUUCAAGAUCUGUGAUUAUAGUAAGAAGAAAAUAUUACAUUCAACUGAAAGUGUAUUACACAUUCAAUGCACUUGAACGUCUUAUCAGUGGAGAAUUAAAAAAAAUGAUAAAAUUUAGCACUGACACCCAAAUAAGAAUCUGAGCGAAUACGAUUUCGCCAGACAUAUUUAAUCUUAAUCUCGUCAACCACAUAUAGACUCGAAAUUGUUUUCAAUGAAAAUGGAUGGUCCGCAGCAGUUGAAUUGCGAUUACUCAUUCUGAGUGUGGAUUUACAGUCGAAAAAUGGUUGUCAUUGUUUUUAAUUAUACAAUACCGAUCUAACGCAAAGGUCAGUGAAGCUUUUUUCUUGUUUCUGUGUAAUAAAUUAGAAGAACCGUCCAAUGAAAUGACAAUUAACUACUAAGGUUUCGUGAAAUAGAAUAUUAAUUUUGGUGAUGACCUAUCACUAUCCUUUCAAGCAACAGCUAACUGCAGUGCUAAACAUUCAAGUUUCAGUUUAAUGAGACAAAGGAUUGAAAUUUAAAUACUUUUUCGACGAAAUUUAACAUAAGUUCUUCACCGAUCUCAAUACAUCAUAACCAAGACACUUCAAUCAUGCCUAAACAAAGCGAUUUUAACAUGCCGAAAAAAAGGAAUUUGUGCGACAACGUUUCAUUGCAAAUAUCGAAUGGACUUAGUGAACUUUUUUUACAGAAUUGGUGUGACCGUUGCUACACAUCCAUGGAAUACGAUAAUAUGUUCCCUAUUACUGGUCAUUUGCUGUAUUGUCGGUCUACUAGCGUUUCACAAGGAAAAGAAUCCCCUGAAAUUGUGGAUUCCACAAGAUUCCAAAUUUAUCGAAGACACAGAAUGGUUAACCACGUCAUUCGAAGAAGGAUACAGGAAACAAACAAUAUUAAUUGUAGACGAGGAUGUACUGCGGCCGGAGGUUUUACAAAAAGUUGCGGCUGUGAGUAAAAAAGUAAUGAGUAUAACGGCCACCCUAAGGAAUGGAACGGAAAUCCGAUGGAAGGAUGUAUGUUUUAGAGUGCCGAUGAUAGCCGAUCUACAGGAAUCACCCUCACACCAACAACGAACGAAACGGCAGUCGUUCGACUUUGACGACGAUUUGUUCGACGAAGAGUCAACUGUAAGACCCAUAGUAAAGACGGCCAACAAGCCAUUCAACCCGAGUGUCGAUUUAAAUCCAACAGUUUAUUGUGGCAUCAUCGAAAACCUGCCGAACGGAUGUUUGCUGGAGAAUUUGUUGGAAAUUUGGAAUUUCGAUGAACAGAUCAUUGGGAAUUUGACCAAAGACGAUAUAUUGAACGCUAUCAAUUCGACAACGAUCAGUCCGUACAGUGGUCAUGAGUCGAAUUUUGUUCGAUUAUUGGGUGGGACUAAACGCAAUUCUAGCGGUCACAUUGUUGCAGCAACAGCAUUAAUGUCCCAUUGGUUUGUCUACUUGAAUUUUUCGAAUGUCGAUCAUGAGAAUGCUGGGAAUGCAGCAGGAACAGAAGAUUGGGCGUCCGAAGAGGCUCUAAUUUGGGAGGAUGGUCUCUUGGAAACGUUAGGCCGGCUUAAAAAUCAGUUAUUCGAUAACGAAACCAAAUUGUUUUACGAAGCGGCUCGAAGCUUUGGUGACAUAAGUUCGGCCACGAUGUUCCAAGAUAUGGACAAAUUAAUGAUCAGCGGUGUCAUAAUGUUCACUUUCCUGCAACUCGUUUUAUCAAAAUUCAACUGGCUAGAAUUUCGGCUAAUUCUAGGUACCAUGGGUCUGCUUAGCAUUGGAAUGGCAUUCGUUUCUGCUGUGGGAAUAUGCUCGGUAAUGGGUGUCUCCUACGGACCAGUACAUACGUCUCUACCAUUUCUAAUGAUGGGCUUGGGUGUGGACGAUAUUUUUGUGAUGAUGGCAUGUUGGAGGCAAGUUGAAGCGAAGUAUCGUCAGCAUUCCAUUCCGGAGAAAAUGGCUUUAAUGCUGCAGCAUGCCGGAGCGUCGAUUACGGUUACGUCUUUUACGGAUGUCGUUGCAUUCAGUAUCGGAGCAUCCACUAUGUUACCGUCACUUCAAUCAUUUUGCAUUUAUGCGGCCGUUGGAGUGUUUUUCACCUACAUAUUCGCUAUAACAUUUGUCGUUGCCGUAUUUACGUUAGACCAGCAGCGAAUAGAGCAAAGUCGCAAUCCUAUUUUUCCAUGCAUCGUCCGAAAAGACGUUAACAGAGAACCGGUGUGCAAUCCACGGGCUGGGCACAGAAUACUUAAGUAUGUCUUCAAUGUUAUUCUGACGAAACCAUGCAAGGUAAUAGUCAUAACGACUGUGAUAGCACUGACAACCUUCAGCACCCACAAUUUAUUUCAAUUGAAACAAAAAUUCGAUCCGUCGUGGUUCAUACCGGCAACGACAUAUCUGCACAGCUAUCUAGCAAAUCAACAUGAAUACUACCCCGAUGCUGGAUUAGAGUGUGGUAUUUUUAUGGGACGACUGAACUACACUGAAGAAUUGCCAAAAAUUUGUGGAGUUACCGAACUAUUGAAAAAUCGAACGGACCUGGUGUACGAUGUUGAUUCAUGGAUUGAUCCGUUCCGGCAAUUUGUGGAAAUUAAUUUCAAAAAAGAUGCAUGCAGUGGUGUAUUAACCGAUGCAGAGUUCGGUCUCUAUUUGUCGAAGUUUUUAUUCAGUAACAGCGGCGGGAAAUAUCAGGCAAAUUUCAAAUUUGAUAGAAAAUUGAAAUGCGGGCAGCCAAUACCUCAGCCGAAGAUUUCCUCGAUACCCUUUCGGUACAGAAUUUUCGUCGAACGAUACGAGUACGUUCCCGCCAUGCAUACCAUCGAGGAUUUGUUGGCGCAGACGAAUUUCUCAUCCGGUGAUGGAGUCAGUACCGUUUGGGGAAAAGUGUAUGCCAACUGGAUUACGGACGAGGUUAUCGAUGUUGAAUUGAUACGCAAUAUAACGUUGGCAUUGGUCAGUGUGAUGGUGUGCACACUGAUAUUGAUUGCAAACAUUCCCAUCUGUUUCUACAUUUUCGUGACCGUUUUGUUGACGCUGGUGAACGUUUGCGGCUUUAUGCAUGUCUGGGGCUUGACCAUCGACUUGGUAUCGUGCAUAGCAUUACAAUUGGCCGUCGGUUUAUGUGUUGACUACGCUGCGCAUAUUGGUCACACAUUUAUGAAGCUGAACGGGACGAGAAAGGAACGGGCAUUGGAAACUGUUUUACAGAUUGGCGAAGCGGUUUUCUCGGGCGGCUCAUCGACGAUUUUGUCAUUGUUCAUGUUAGCCGUGUCCGAUGCAUACAUUUUUCAAGCAUUUUUCAAGAUCUUCAUGUUGGUCAUCAUUUUCGGCCUGUUCCAUGGACUAGUAUUUUUACCAGUCAUUCUAAGUACUAUUGGACCUCAGCCAUACGAAAUAAUUGAUCAAGCGAAUGCGGAUGAAAUUGCAUCAUACAAAAGGAAAGCUCAUGUGACCAGCAUGGACGAUGAUGUUAAUGAAAUGACUACUUUACAGCACCAAAAUGGAUCCAGCAACGGAACGAAUUUUCCAAUAAAAUUGUGAA
Bradysia coprophila is the source of this 3803-nucleotide messenger RNA. Its product is annotated as patched domain-containing protein 3-like. The record is from RefSeq and is a predicted model, not a curated record. Gene Ontology annotation, cellular component: membrane. NCBI's taxonomy places the organism in Eukaryota, Metazoa, Arthropoda, Insecta, Diptera, Sciaridae.